Messenger RNA from Gossypium arboreum, 1953 nucleotides. RefSeq names its product histone deacetylase 9. Bases 293 to 1534 code for a protein of 413 amino acids. The record is from RefSeq and is a predicted model, not a curated record. Lineage: Eukaryota; Viridiplantae; Streptophyta; Magnoliopsida; Malvales; Malvaceae. Gene Ontology annotation, molecular function: histone deacetylase activity. The transcript is spliced from 14 exons.
AACUGGAUCAUGGCUUGGCCCGGGCAUGAAAACCUCUGGUCGAAACGACUCUAAUACUAAAAACAGGGUAAUGUUAUUAAAUGUGAGAUUAACGUCAUCGUUUACGCGAGCGUCUUGCAUCCGAUUCAUUAUGUAGUACACCUGAGAGGCACGCAAUUAUUUCUCCUCUUCUCUCCCUCUCUAUCUCUGCAACUCUCCUCAGGAGCUUUAACAAUGGCGGACUCUUUGUAGCCAAAGACUUCCAGUUUUCCUCUCUUCCGCUCUUCCUUUUCUUUUCUCAUUAGUUGCCAAAAUGCGUUCCAAGGAAAAAAUAUCCUACUUUUACGACGGAGAUGUAGGGAGCGUAUACUUUGGACCUAAUCAUCCAAUGAAACCUCACCGGCUUUGUAUGACUCACCAUUUGGUCCUUGCCUAUGACCUCCAUAAAAAGAUGGAAAUUUAUCGUCCCCACAAGGCUUACCCCGUUGAACUCGCUCAGUUCCAUUCAGCUGAUUAUGUCGAGUUUUUGCAUCGAAUUACGCCAGAUACGCAGCAUUUGUUCUCGAAUGAAUUGGCCAGAUACAAUCUUGGAGAAGACUGCCCUGUGUUUGAAAACUUGUUUGAAUUUUGUCAAAUUUAUGCUGGUGGGACAAUAGAUGCUGCAAGAAGAUUAAACAAUCAGUUAUGUGAUAUUGCAAUAAAUUGGGCUGGUGGUUUACAUCAUGCCAAGAAGUGUGAGGCAUCUGGCUUUUGUUACAUCAAUGACUUGGUUUUGGGAAUCUUGGAGCUUCUGAAGUAUCAUGCCCGUGUUUUGUAUAUUGAUAUCGAUGUACAUCAUGGUGAUGGGGUUGAAGAAGCCUUUUAUUUCACUGACAGGGUGAUGACUGUUAGUUUUCACAAGUUUGGCGAUAUGUUCUUUCCUGGAACUGGUGAUGUGAAGGACAUAGGAGAAAGAGAAGGAAAGUAUUACGCCAUAAAUGUCCCACUCAAAGAUGGAAUUGAUGACACUAGCUUCACUAGAUUGUUUAAGAUAAUUAUUUCCAAGGUUGUUGAAAUGUAUCGACCAGGUGCAAUAGUUCUUCAAUGUGGAGCAGAUUCUCUUGCUGGGGAUCGCUUGGGCUGUUUCAAUCUCUCAAUUGAUGGACAUGCUGAAUGUGUUAAAAUUGUGAAGAAAUUCAACCUACCUUUACUGGUUACCGGAGGCGGAGGAUAUACUAAAGAAAAUGUUGCACGUUGCUGGACUGUUGAAACAGGAGUUCUUUUAGAUACAGAACUUCCUAAUGAAAUCCCAGAAAAUGAGUAUAUCAAAUAUUUUGCACCAGAUUGCUUGUUGAAUAUUCCAAAUGGGCACAUAGAGAAUUUGAAUAGCAAGUCAUAUCUUAGUACGAUCAAGAUGCAAGUGCUGGAAAACCUUCGUAGCAUCCAACAUGCUCCAGGUGUACAGAUGCAGGAGGUUCCACCUGAUUUUUAUAUUCCUGAUUUUGAUGAAGAUGAGCAUAAUCCUGAUGAGCGCAUGGAUCGUAAAGCACACCCAAGACAAGCAAAUCCAGCGUGAUGAUGAAUAUUACGAUGGUGACAACGAUAAUGAUCAUAACAUGGACAUGUGAAGUUACUCUUAGCAUUUUUUUGUUAGGUAUUAACUUGUAUUUUGUAGGAUCUGCCUGAAUCCAAAUUUGGCUGACACCUCAUCAAAGAAAAAAUUGUGGAAGGAACCACACUAUAAAUUGUUCAUAUGUUGGUUUCAAAAAUGAUUUUGGUUUUAUGUAGUGUUUCACCACAAGCUCUGAAGGAUUUGAUGAAAUAGGAUGUUUAGCAUUUUUUUAUGCUCUGCAAGUUUAAAUUCUAGCCUUGUCUUCAAGGGGUAGCCCGCUGAUGAACAUAUUGCCUUUAGCUGGUAUGUUAUUGUUAGUACCUAAGGCUUACACUUCCUAUUUGUACAUGGAUAUCAUGUAAUGUAUUUUUUUUUUCUUCAAA